UAUCUCCGGCUUGCAUGCUGCCACGACAUGGAAUUUCUAUCGCAGACAUAUGUCGCGCUUCGUGGGCCAACAGGAGCACCACAGACAGCUUCUGACACUAUCGCGAGACUUAGCGACCGUCUUUCACCAGCGACACUGUUAUCGGACCGACGCGCUGCAGUUCUUGCCCUCAAGGGACUAGCACGAGAUUGCAAGCAAGAUGUUGGCGAAAGGGCACUAAUUGGGCUAUUGCAAGUGUUGUACAAUGAUGCAGAAGUGGACUCAGAUAUUGGGAAGGCCGUGUUGGAGACACUGAGCUUGCUAUGCGAUAUGGAGGAAGGACGAGACUUGGGAUACAAGCACAGCGACGUUGUCCUCGCCGGCGACAAGACUGUACAUAUACUGUUCUCCUUACUGGCAGACAAUAGCUUCUAUUUGCGCUUUGCUACACUCCAGUUCUUGUCGACGCUGCUGCACAAUCGACGCCAGGUAGUGCAAGGAUACUUUCUCACCGCGUCUACUGGUCCAACAAGCGUCAUCUCUGUUUUGGAGGACAAGCGGGAAAUCAUUCGCAACGAGGCUAUCUCUGUUGUACAGGCCCUAGUGUCGCAGAGUCCGGACAUCCAAAAGAUACUGGCAUUCCAGGGAGCAUUUGAAAAGCUAUUUAAUAUCAUUAGACAUGAGGGCGGUGUAGAUGGAGGUGCCGUUGCCCAAGAGGCACUGGCUUGUGUCGAUGUGUUACUGAGGUUCAAUUCCUCGAAUCAGAGCUACUUCCGAGAGACCGGUCUGCCACCUGUUCUGUGCACUCUUCUCCAAUUUCCCCCGAACAUCCAGUACAAUGAUCCCGCUCCCCAAGAGUUCGCGCUUCAGUUCUGGGACCAGCAGAAAUUAAAUAACGCAUCGUAUGUUGUGGCUAUCCUUGGUAUGCUCGUCGGUUCGAAGGGGAAUAGCGAACAGGAAGCCGCCGUGUUCACACGCUGCUUAGUGGAAAUUGCUUUAGCAUCCAAUGCACCGACGCAACUCAAAUCCCAAGCGCUAUAUCUACUUCCACCAAAUCUUAAUUUCCCGCUUUCCGAACUCACACUGACGCCAUACAUGCCCGUACCUGAGACGAAUGGCGAAGAGUGGGAUAGGCUAGAACCUGCUUCAGCAUUGGAUGCGCUCGUGGAACUUGCUUUACAUGGAGAAUAUAAUGGUCUCUAUAGCGAUAAACGCUUCAAAGAUGGUCUGGAACUGAGAGCCGCGGCUGCUACUGUGUUUGAGAAUUUCGUACGCAAAGAUGAGAUAAAGCAGGCUAUUGUUCAGGCUAUGACUCCCCCAGAAGAGGCUGCCCCUUCGGAACACCCACCAACGACCCCACUUCUUCAUUCUCUUGCCGCAUCUCCAGAUUCGACACCAGCCAUCGACUCGGCCAGGGUAACAGGCACAAACUUUGCGUCUCUUCUCUUCGCCCAUCUUCUCCGGUCAUCCCCAGGGGCAAAAUCGCUUGCACGGGGCAUCGUACCCCAUCUUACCGCUUCCCCGGAGCAAGGGGGUGAAAGCGGCUUUUUCGUUCCCGCUGAUGGAGCUGCUCCUCCUGCGCCGCCCCCUCCUGAAGCUGAUGAUGAACCUCCCCAGACCCUUCUCCAAAUUCUGAGCGAAAAUCUUUCACUCGCUCUUCUAUCCCGAUCCCAUGCGAACACUUCUGAUAGGGAUUCAAGAGAAUGGGACCGACUGAUUGUUGGCUAUUUGACGCUACUUUCUCAGUGGCUUUGGGACGACCCUACUGCUGUGAAAGAUUUCUUGAACGCGGGAGGUUUGGGUGUGCUAGUAGAACCUAUCAACCAUAUAUCCGAUUCUGAUUCUAUUGUCCCCGGGCUGUGCGCAUUUCUAUUGGGCGUGUGUUACGAGUUCAACAGAGAGCCUGGUGAGAUCACGAGGCAUACAAUCCACCCCAUUCUGCAUCGGCUGGGCGUAGACUCUCUUGUGGGGUGCGUGUCUCGUUUACGGGAAGAUGAACGAUUCAAAGCUGUUGGUCCCGACUCCGUGGUGUUUCUGUAUCCUCCCUCUUCACAUCUACAAACUGGUACCGCAAAAUCCGAUGCCGAAGUCGAAGGGGAGAUUUGGUUCGAUUGGGCAUUCGUAGACUUCUGGAAAUCGAACUAUUAUCCUGUUCAGAGAGGGUUCUCUACGGAGCCAGAUCAGCUUUCUUCUUCUUCGGGACAAAGUGCAGAAACGAUGGUGCUUGUAGCUUCAUUACGAGAGACAAUACGGAAACAGUCUGAGGAGAUCGCUGUACUGCAGACACAGCUAAAGGACAAAUCCUCUGGUGUGGACGAGGUUGUAUCCCUGAAGGAACAUGUAUCGUCGUUAACCUCACAGCUGGAGAGCUCUGAAGCAAAGCGCAAGGAGGUGGAAAAGGAGCAGGAGGAUCUUCUUGUGCUGCUAGACGAGGUCAGCAGUAAGCGUAAACGGGAUAAAGAAAGGCUUAGAGGAGCUGGUCUGGAUAUGUCGGAGGAUGAAGCCGAUGAGGAUGUGGACAGUGGCGAAGAAUAAAUGUGAUCAUGUGAGCUUGUGCAGUUAUUCAAAAUCCAGAUAUUUCCCUUUGGGUUCUGCGUCUGGUGAUCAAUUAUUCAAGCACGCAGUGAAAUCACCGUCCAGGUCUUUCAAGGCUUGUUGAUCUUGUGAAAGCUAAUGUACAGCCCAAACCGCU
Guyanagaster necrorhizus is the source of this 2671-nucleotide messenger RNA. RefSeq lists its product as uncharacterized. Gene Ontology annotation, biological process: intracellular protein transport; vesicle fusion with Golgi apparatus; endoplasmic reticulum to Golgi vesicle-mediated transport. The record is from RefSeq and is a predicted model, not a curated record. The coding region runs from base 28 to 2514 and encodes 828 amino acids. NCBI's taxonomy places the organism in Eukaryota, Fungi, Basidiomycota, Agaricomycetes, Agaricales, Physalacriaceae. Gene Ontology annotation, cellular component: Golgi stack; Golgi membrane; cytoplasm. The transcript is spliced from 9 exons.